Trematomus bernacchii (emerald rockcod) is the source of this 1678-nucleotide messenger RNA. RefSeq lists its product as uncharacterized. NCBI's taxonomy places the organism in Eukaryota, Metazoa, Chordata, Actinopteri, Perciformes, Nototheniidae. The transcript is spliced from 3 exons. Bases 1 to 1368 code for a protein of 455 amino acids. The record is from RefSeq and is a predicted model, not a curated record.
AUGUCCCAAAGCUCUUCCCAGAGGAACAGGAAAGUUCAGUACGUCCACCUCAGAGUUCAGUACGUCCACGUCAGAGUUCAGUACGUCCACGUCAGAGUUCAGUACGUCCACGUCAGAGUUCAGUACGUCCACGUCAGAGUUCAGUACGUCCACCUCAGAGUUCAGUACGUCCACGUCAGAGUUCAGUACGUCCACGUCAGAGUUCAGUACGUCCACGUCAGAGUUCAGUACGUCCACGUCAGAGUUCAGUACGUCCACGUCAGAGUUCAGUACGUCCACGUCAGAGUUCAGUACGUCCACGUCAGAGUUCAGUACGUCCACGUCAGAGUUCAGUACGUCCACGUCAGAGUUCAGUACGUCCACGUCAGAGUUCAGUACGUCCACCUCAGAGUUCAGUACGUACGUCCACGUCAGAGUUCAGUACGUCCACGUCAGAGUUCAGUACGUCCAACGUCAGAGUUCAGUACGUCCACUCAGAGUUCAGUACGUCCACCGUCAGAGUUCAGUACGUCCACGUCAGAGUUCAGUACGUCCACGUCAGAGUUCAGUACGUCCACGGGCAGAGGAGUUCAGUACGGUCCACGGUCAGAGUUCAGUACGUCCACCGUCAGAGUUCAGUACGUCCACGUCAGAGUUCUACGUCACGUCAGAGUUCAGUACGUCCACGUCAGAGUUCAAGUACGUCCACGUCAAGUUCAGUACGUCCACGUCAGAGUUCAGUACGUCCACGUCAGAGUUCAGUACGUCCACGUCAGAGUUCAGUACGUCCACGUCAGAGUUCAGUACGUCCACGUCAGAGUUCAGUACGUCCACCUCAGAGUUCAGUACGUCCACGUCAGAGUUCAGUACGUCCACCUCAGAGUUCAGUACGUCCACGUCAGAGUUCAGUACGUCCACGUCAGAGUUCAGUACGUCCACGUCAGAGUUCAGUACGUCCACGUCAGAGUUCAGUACGUCCACCUCAGAGUUCAGUACGUCCACGUCAGAGUUCAGUACGUCCACCUCAGAGUUCAGUACGUCCACGUCAGAGUUCAGUACGUCCACCUCAGAGUUCAGUACGUCCACCUCAGAGUUCAGUACGUCCACGUCAGAGUUCAGUACGUCCACGUCAGAGUUCAGUACGUCCACGUCAGAGUUCAGUACGUCCACCUCAGAGUUCAGUACGUCCACGUCAGAGUUCAGUACGUCCACCUCAGAGUUCAGUACGUCCACCUCAGAGUUCAGUACGUCCACGUCAGAGUUCAGUACGUCCACGUCAGAGUUCAGUACGUCCACGUCAGAGUUCAGUACGUCCACGUCAGAGUUCAGUACGUCCACGUCAGAGUUCAGUACGUCCACGUCAGAGUUCAGUACGUCCACGUCAGAUAGCCCGGAUUUAAAGGAGAUUUAAAGUCUGUAUUUUCUGUAUCGCAGCAGAUUAGAAAUGACCACGAACAUCUGGAGCUCCUCCAGCCAGGCUACAGAUAUAUAUAAGACACGUUUAAAAAUGUAAUUCAAAUAGCGUGAAAUAAAGCAGAUGAAGUAAACUGUAAACAUGUAAAUAGAAUAAAUACAAUUCAUUUCAGGUGAUUUUUAGUGUUUGAAGCGUUUGACUUCAUGACCAAAGGCUGUGUGUGUGUGUGUGUGGUGUGUGUGUGUGUGUGUGUGUGUGUGUGUGUGUGUGUGUGUGUGUGUGUAG